Salarias fasciatus (jewelled blenny) is the source of this 1281-nucleotide messenger RNA. RefSeq lists its product as uncharacterized. The transcript has a single exon. NCBI's taxonomy places the organism in Eukaryota, Metazoa, Chordata, Actinopteri, Blenniiformes, Blenniidae. The record is from RefSeq and is a predicted model, not a curated record. The annotation marks the transcript as partial.
AGCAGUAGCAGCAGCAGCAGUAACAGCAGCAGCAGUAGCAGCAGCAGUAGCAGUAGUAGCAGUAGUAGCAGUAGCAGCAGUAGCAUCAGCAGUAGUAACAGUAGCAGCACUAGCAGUAGCAGCAGUAACAGUAAUAGCAGUAGCAGCAGUAGUAGUAGCAGUAGCAGCAGUAGCAGUAAUAGCAGUAGCAGCAGUAGCAUCAGCAGCAGUAGCAGUAACAGUAGCAGCAGCAGCAGCAGUAGCAGUAGUAGCAGAAGUAGCAGUAGCAGCAGCAGUAGCAGCAGCAGCAGUAGCAGUAGUAGCAGUAGUAGCAGUAACAGCAGCAGCAGCAGUAGCAGUAGCAGCAGCAGCAGUAGUAGCAGUAGCAGCAGUAGUAGUAGCAGCAGUAGCAGUAACAGUAGCAGCAGUAGCAGUAGCAGCAGUAGCAGUAGCAGUAGCAGCAGUAGUAGCAGUAGUAGCAGCAGCAGCAGUAGCAGUAGUAGCAGUAGCAGCAGCAGCAGCAGCAGUAACAGCAGCAGCAGUAGUAGCAGUAAUAGUAGCAGCAGUAAUAGCAGUAGCAGCAGUAGCAGUAGCAGUAGCAGCAGCAGUAGCAGCAGCAGCAGUAGUAGCAGUAGCAGUAAUAGCAGUAGCAGCAGUAGCAGUAAUAGCAGUAGCAGUAGUAGCAGUAGCAGCAGUAGCAGUAGCAGCAGUAGCAGUAAUAGCAGUAGCAGUAGUAGCAGUAGCAGCAGUAGCAGUAAUAGCAGUAGCAGUAGUAGCAGUAGCAGCAGUAGCAGUAGCAGUAGUAGCAGUAGCAGUAGCAGCAGUAAUAGCAGUAGCAGCAGUAGCAGUAAUAGCAGUAGCAGUAGUAGCAGUAGCAGCAGUAGCAGUAGCAGCAGCAGUAGCAGCAGUAGCAGUAGUAGCAGUAAUAGCAGUAGCAGCAGUAGCAGUAGCAGCAGUAGUAGCAGUAGCAGUAGCAGCAGUAAUAGCAGUAGCAGCAGUAGCAGUAAUAGCAGUAGCAGUAGUAGCAGUAGCAGCAGUAGCAGUAAUAGCAGUAGCAGUAGUAGCAGUAGCAGCAGUAGCAGUAAUAGCAGUAGCAGUAGUAGCAGUAGCAGUAGCAGCAGUAGCAGUAGCAGCAGCAGUAGCAGCAGUAGUAGUAGCAGUAGCAGCAGCAGCAGUAACAGCAGCAGCAGUAGCAGCAGCAGUAGCAGUAGUAGCAGUAGCAGCAGCAGUAGUAGCAGUAGCAGCAGCAGUAGUAGCAGUAGUAGUAGUAGUAGCAGCAGUAGCAGCAGUAGCAGUAGCAGU